CCCGCCCCGCCCGCCCUCUCGGCCGCGCCCGCCCAGCUCGAGGCCCUCCACCCGGCGCCCGCUCAUGCUCUCGGCCACCAGGAGGGUCCGCCGGCUGUGCCACGGCCUGGUCCCCGCCGCCAGAAUGGGCGACUCCGCCUCCACCAUGCCGCGUCCCCAGGAGGCCCUGCCGGGCCGAAUCGAGCCAGUGGCCGUGGCGGCCAAACAUCAUGUCAACGGCAACAGCACAGUUGAACCUUUCCCAGAGGGGAUGCAGAUGGCUGUAUUUGGAAUGGGCUGUUUCUGGGGAGCUGAAAGAAAGUUCUGGAACUUGAAAGGAGUCUAUUCAACUCAAGUUGGCUAUGCGGGAGGCUACACUGCCAAUCCAAUGUAUAAAGAAGUCUGCUCAGGAAGAACCGGCCAUGCUGAGGUAGUCCGCGUGGUGUACCAGCCCGAGCGCAUCAGCUUCGAGGAACUGCUUAAGGUCUUCUGGGAGAACCAUGAUCCCACCCAAGGCAAUCGCCAAGGCAAUGACCACGGCACCCAGUACCGCUCCGCCAUCUACCCGACAUCAGGCCAGCAGCUGGAGACUGCCCUGAAGACCAAGGAGGCCUAUCAGAAGGUGCUGUCGGAGCAGGGCUAUGGCCAGAUCACUACGGACAUCCGGGAGGGCCAGGCCUUCUACUACGCGGAGGACUACCACCAGCAGUACCUGAGCAAGGUGCCCGAUGGCUACUGCGGGCUUGGGGGCACCGGCGUGGCCUGCCCCAUGGGUGUCAGGAAGUGACCUCCAAGCCAGCCCCCCUCGAGGUCGGGAUGCAAUUCCUGCGCUGGAGCAGUUCUGGGAUUGUCCAGAGCUCCUUUCCAUCCAUCUGCCCAUCUGUCUAUCCAUCACUCAUCCAUAUACCCAUCCAUUUGUCCAUCUGUCUGUCCAUCCGUCCAUCCAUCCAUCUGUCCAUUCAUCCAUCCAUCUGUCCAUUCAUCUGUCCAUUCAUCCGUCCAUCCAUCCAUCCAUCCAUCCUCACAGCCUACUUUGUCAAUACUCAAUGGCAUGUGAUUGAUCUCUAAUGGGUGCAGGGCUGUGGACUCUCGGAGUGCGGGUGGAAUAGGGGUGACCUGAUGUGCUGCUCACCUUUCCUAGUCCUGAUGCCAGCUAUGGAGGAGCUCAGGGCAGAGCUGGGAGAUUUGGGGUAGGGAGGGGGUGUUGGGAAUCCUCCCUCCACUCCUACUCCGGCUACAGUGCUCCCUAGAGUCCCUCCUUACCCACUCCCAGUGCCUUAACCGCAGUUGCCCUAGGAAUUUGUCCCUGAGUCUAAUAAAGUUUAGCUGCCC
Suncus etruscus (white-toothed pygmy shrew) is the source of this 1311-nucleotide messenger RNA. RefSeq names its product methionine sulfoxide reductase A (gene MSRA). The transcript has 6 exons. Gene Ontology annotation, biological process: cellular response to oxidative stress. NCBI's taxonomy places the organism in Eukaryota, Metazoa, Chordata, Mammalia, Eulipotyphla, Soricidae. The record is from RefSeq and is a predicted model, not a curated record. Gene Ontology annotation, molecular function: peptide-methionine (S)-S-oxide reductase activity. Gene Ontology annotation, cellular component: cytoplasm. The coding region runs from base 65 to 766 and encodes 233 amino acids.